AUGGGGACUUCGAUGGCUUUACAAAUAUUUUCAACACUUAUGAUUAUUUUUCACUUAACUGAUGUGAUUUAUGGUCGUACAGAAUGUAUGCAAGUUGUCGGGACGCUGAAAUGUCCUUCCAAUCCAAAGUUGGCUGCAAAUGUUCGACUCGACCUUAAAGAUGAGGACCUUACAUGGAUCUUCUGCUAUUCUGUUACAGCUCUUCCAUUCGAUACUGAUGAUCAGAUGGGACGAACCUGGUCUGCUAAUAAUGGCGCAUUUGUGCUUAGCGGUUGUGGCUCAGAUUUUGGUCCCUUCAAUGCUCCAGAUCCAUAUGUUACCAUUGAACAUAACUGUCCCAGUAUCCAACGACGGAAUGGUAACGAAGGGAGACGGAAAAUGCAGUUCCAGUUGACUAAAACAUUUUUACCCAAUAUUUUACGUAUUGGAAAAGUAUUUUUGGAUGACUCUGAUGCAUAG
Messenger RNA from Enterobius vermicularis (human pinworm), 459 nucleotides. The record is from the annotation of a GenBank genome assembly. NCBI's taxonomy places the organism in Eukaryota, Metazoa, Nematoda, Chromadorea, Rhabditida, Oxyuridae.